This is a messenger RNA of Chionomys nivalis (European snow vole), 4756 nucleotides long. RefSeq names its product erythrocyte membrane protein band 4.1 like 3 (gene Epb41l3). Gene Ontology annotation, molecular function: structural molecule activity; actin binding. Gene Ontology annotation, cellular component: cytoskeleton; plasma membrane. The record is from RefSeq and is a predicted model, not a curated record. Bases 294 to 3653 code for a protein of 1119 amino acids. Gene Ontology annotation, biological process: cortical actin cytoskeleton organization. The transcript has 24 exons. Lineage: Eukaryota; Metazoa; Chordata; Mammalia; Rodentia; Cricetidae.
UCUAGAGGACUGCUCAACCUAGGUGUCCUGAAGAACUGCGGUGGCCCCCCCUCCCCCGCGCGCGGGAGGGAAGUCGGGACGAGGUUGGCCCUCCUCGCUCGGUGUCUGGGCGUGGGCCCCGCCGCAGCUCCGCGGAGCCUCCGUGUCUCCUGCAAAGGGGGGCGGGGGAGCCCAGAGCUGCGGCUUCCUCCCGCGCGGAGUCUCCUGCGCACCGCCGAGCAGGACGCCAGUGCCAGCCGGGUCCCCACGCCGCGGCGCGCCCGGCCUCCCCGCAGCCCACAGAACAAUCAACCAUGACGACCGAAUCGGGAUCAGACUCGGAAUCCAAGCCAGACCAGGAGGCCGAGCCCCAGGAAGCAGCAGGGCCUCAGGGACACGCAGGGGCACAGCCUGGACCAGAGCCCGCCAGCGGAAGCAGCGAGGAGCCGCCAGCGUUAGAGCAGUUCCCCGCAGCUGCCGCGCACAGCACACCGGUGAAGAGGGAGGUCAGCGACAAGGACCGGGACUUCGCUGCCGCAGCUGCGAAACAACUUGAGUAUCAGCAAUUCGAAGACGAUAAACUCUCUCAGAAAUCCUCCAGCAGCAAACUCUCACGGUCCCCGUUGAAGAUCGUCAAAAGGCCCAAAAGCAUGCAGUGCAAAGUGACCCUUCUGGAUGGAUCCGAGUACGGCUGUGACGUGGAUAAGCGCUCCCGAGGACAAGUACUGUUUGACAAAGUGUGCGAGCAUCUGAACCUGCUAGAAAAAGAUUACUUUGGUCUCACGUAUCGAGACGCCGAGAAUCAGAAGAACUGGCUGGACCCUGCUAAGGAAAUUAAAAAGCAGAUUCGAAGUGGUGCUUGGCAUUUCUCAUUCAAUGUGAAAUUUUACCCACCAGACCCUGCCCAGCUCUCAGAAGACAUCACCAGGUACUACCUCUGCUUACAGCUGCGCGACGACAUUGUGUCUGGAAGGCUGCCCUGUUCCUUUGUGACCCUGGCCCUGCUGGGCUCCUACACCGUGCAGUCAGAACUUGGGGACUACGAUCCCGAUGAGUGUGGGAGCGAUUACAUCAGUGAGUUCCGCUUUGCACCAAACCACACGAAAGAACUGGAGGAUAAGGUGGUGGAGCUGCACAAGAGCCACAGAGGAAUGACACCCGCGGAAGCUGAGAUGCAUUUCUUGGAAAACGCCAAAAAGCUCUCCAUGUAUGGGGUAGAUUUACAUCAUGCCAAGGAUUCGGAAGGAGUAGAAAUCAUGUUGGGAGUCUGUGCGAGUGGUCUACUGAUCUACCGUGACCGGCUUCGGAUAAACAGAUUUGCUUGGCCUAAGGUCCUAAAAAUUUCAUAUAAAAGGAACAACUUUUACAUUAAAAUCAGGCCAGGAGAGUUUGAGCAGUUUGAGAGCACCAUUGGGUUCAAAUUGCCGAACCACCGGGCUGCCAAGCGCCUCUGGAAAGUGUGUGUGGAGCAUCAUACCUUUUUCAGAUUAUUGCUACCAGAAGCACCUCCAAAGAAAUUCCUGACGUUGGGCUCCAAGUUCCGGUACAGUGGCAGAACUCAGGCGCAGACGAGAAGAGCCAGUGCGUUGAUAGACCGCCCGGCGCCUUACUUCGAGCGCUCGUCCAGCAAACGUUACACCAUGUCCCGCAGCCUGGACGGAGCAUCAGUGAAUGAAAACCAUGAAAUAUACAUGAAGGAUUCUAUGUCUGCUGCAGAGGUUGGCACAGGCCAGUACGCUACAACAAAGGGCAUCUCUCAGACCAACUUGAUCACCACUGUGACUCCAGAGAAGAAGGCUGAAGAGGAGCGUGGUGAGGAAGAGGACCGGAGGAAGAAGGCCGAGGAAGCCACCCCAGUCCCAGCCCUCCGGCUCGAGGGAAAGUCACCCAGGCAUGGCACCGACUCAUGCCCCUCAUCACCCUCAUCAGCCCAUCUUGACCCUGCAUCUCCCACAGAGCUGCGCAGGAGGUGUAAGGAGAGUGAGAGCCCCUUUCCAGGUUCUGUGCUGCCCAAAGUUGAGCCAGCCUUGGAGUCUGAUGGCCAGGGGAAGCCUUACUUAGGGGACCAAGAUGUGGCAUUUAGUUACAGGCAGCAGACUGGCAAAGGAACCACGCUCUUUUCCUUCUCCUUGCAGCUCCCUGAGUCAUUCCCCUCGCUCCUAGAUGAUGACGGGUAUCUCUCGUUUCCCAACCUGUCUGAAACCAACCUCCUGCCCCAGAGCUGGCAGCACUUCCUGCCCAUCCGCUCGCCCUCCCUCCUCCCCUGCUUCCUCUUCAUCUUCUUCUUCCUGCUGUCUGCCUCCUUCUCCGUGCCAUACGCCCUCACGCUCUCCUUCCCUCUGGCUCUGUGCCUCUGCUUCCUGGAGCCCAAGGCGGCCUCCUUGAGCGUCUCCCUAGACAAUGACCCGAGUGACAGUUCAGAGGAAGAGACCGACAGUGAACGGACAGACACCGCUGCUGACGGGGAAACCAGUGCCACCGAGUCGGACCAGGAGGAAGAUGCAGAGCUCAAGGCACAGGAGCUCGAUAAGACUCAAGACGAACUGAUGAAACACCAAACCAACAUUAGCGAGCUGAAGAGAACCUUCUUAGAAACCUCGACAGAAACUGCCUUAACCAACGAGUGGGAGAAGAGGCUUUCCACAUCCCCUGUGCGGCUGGCUGCCAGGCAGGAGGAUGCUCCCAUGAUUGAGCCGCUCGUGCCCGAGGAGACCAAAGAAGAGAGAGAGAUUUCUGAGAAAGUUGUAUUUUUACAGCAAGGAAGUUCACCAUUCCUUGAGUCUCAGACUAAACAGUCCUCUGGGGAGAAGCUCAUGGAUGGCUCGGAGAUCCUCAGUCUGUUAGAGUCGGCCCGAAAACCCACAGAGUUCAUAGGCGGGGUUUCCUCUACGACCCAGAGCUGGGUGCAGAAAGUGGAAACGAAGACAGAAUCCAUUGAAACCGAGGUGGCCUCCGCCCCGCACUCGCAGCCCCCCAGCACUGAGAAGGUGCUGCAGGAAGCGGUUAUGGUGGAGGAGAGGCGUGUGAUGAAUGUGCAGGGCAGUGGGGAUGCUUCUCACGGGGCGGGGGAUGACGCGGAUGCUGCAGAGUCCACACCCGUGGAUCCGCACAGCAUGAAAGGGACGGAAGCAGCGAAGGAAGAGAGAGGAGAGGUGGCGGACAAGGAAGAGCCUUUCACUGGCUCCCGUGAGGAGGAGCAAGUGGAGGCUACGCACCCUUCCGAGGCAUUGGAACAAAAGUCUCAUUUUGAGUCAUCCACUGUGAGAAUGGAAAGUGUGAGUGUGGACAAUGUUUCUCCAGGAGGAGGCAAGCUCGACAUCUCUACCAAGGAAGUGCCAGUAGUUCACACAGAAACCAAAACCAUCACAUACGAGUCCUCACAGGUUGACCCUGGGGCUGAUCUGGAGCCAGGGGUGUUGAUGAGCGCCCAGACGAUCACAUCGGAAACCACUAGCACCACCACCACCACACACAUCACCAAAACUGUGAAAGGCGGCAUUUCAGAGACGAGAAUUGAGAAGCGAAUAGUCAUCACGGGAGACGCUGACAUUGACCAUGACCAGGCUCUGGCUCAGGCAAUUAAAGAGGCCAAAGAGCAGCACCCCGACAUGUCAGUGACCAAAGUAGUGGUCCAUAAAGAGACAGAAAUCACACCGGAAGACGGAGAGGAUUGACCAGAGGAAUAACUCAGCUUGCACAUGAACCCAGUCAUGUAGGAAAACUGGAGCCUAUGUGGCAUUCCCUCUUCUAACCCAACUGACUUGCAUCUGUCCGUGGAAAAUUCCAGAAGAACUGACCUUGACCAUUAAUGAAAGACACUGGCAGAGAGAUCUUCCCAUAUAAAGCAAUCCGAAUCGGCAUCUCUAAACUGAUACUGCAUGAAGCGAUGAUUAAAAUCACAAAAGAGCUGCACUUUUAAUUUCCACCGAAAUCUCUGUUUUCAACUCGACCUGCACGUUCAUAGCCAACUGUGUAAACCGUGAUCUCAUGUAACACGACCACACCCCAUGCCUACCAUAGUUUAUUAUUAAAGUCUCCACAAAACCACAGUCUCAUAGGUGACAAAUUCUGUUUACAAACAAAUGUUAACUACCCUAAAAGCUAUCAGCCGUCUAGGUCCGGUGUGUCAGAUUUACCCCAGAUUAGAUGUGCCAAUAACCGACUUUAUUCAGUGAACAACUUGAAUUGUCCUUGUCUAAUCUGGUUUUAUUAUUCUUACCCAUAAGCAGUAAUGACUCUCUGACCCUCUAGAAAUACUUAAUGCUUACAACCUUGCUUUGUGUCUCUAAUUUGUUGUAAGGUAGAAUUGAUUCUAGCACACUGAUGUAAUUUCUUCCUACUCCUUCACUCUGGUCUGCGUUCAAUCCAGAAAGAUUCCCAGAAUUACCUAAGCAAACCCUCAAUAUGUACAUUAUCAUUGUUUGAGGAAGAAAACCUGUAUUUUUGUUAGUUUAUAAUAUUACGAAAAUCCACUCCAGGAAGAUCUGCCGGGCUGCUUUUUCUUGUUUUUCUUUUCCUUGUAUUUUUUCAUUGAUUUUUUAUUUCUUCUUUUACUUGAACAAAAAGGUGUUUUAUUUACAAAUCUGGUCCAUAUUUCCAAUCUAGUUCAGAGCCAAGCCUUAAAUUGUACAGAAUUUCCACUGUAAUUAAACUAUUUAGUGUUGAGUUAGAAAGAGCCUCCAGAAAGAUAUAUUCUCCAUUACGCUGUCAACUGCAUCACAGCCCGUCCUGAAUCAUGUUACCGCAUCGCGAAAUAAAAAUGGCAAAUGCAUUGAAA